AUGUGGCGAAUUCUAUUAUCUAUAUUCAUCCAAUUUUCUUUUGCUCAACAAGCUCUAGAAAAUUUUCCAAAUCCGCGAACCAAUGGUUACAAGGCUUGUGGCUUGAAAUCCAAAGGAUAUGUAUGUGAUUUGGAUAAGGUACUAACUGAACAAGAAAGAUAUAGGCUAAAUAAUGAUUUAUUACAAUUAUCUCGACGAACAUCGACUGAACAGAGCAGUGAUUUUUGUUCCACAAAAGGCAUCGAUGCAACUUUAUUAAUCUUAAAGCAGGCUAAUGAACAGUUGGCCGAACAAAUUAAUAAACAGUGGGACGUAGAUGGUCAGUGUCAAAGAUCAGUUGUGUUUGUUCUAUCAGCUGAUGACCACCGUUUAUAUUAUGCAGCGGAAGAACAAGCAGGAAUAAGUCUGUCUUUUGUAUUUAUAAUUUCUAAAAGUUGUGAGAGAAAUCAGCAAUUAAAAAUCGCUCCGUCAGCUUUAGCACAUACUUUUUCAGCACGAAGCAAUUUUGAAGCAGCAGUUGCGGAACAACAACAACUUUUUGCUGAACGUAAAUAUGUAUCUGCUUUGUCAGGAGUAUUCAAGAAAAUUGCUGAUUCCAUACAACCAUCAUCUAAAAAAGACGGAACAGGUACCUCCUAAUC
Thelazia callipaeda (thelaziosis nematode) is the source of this 641-nucleotide messenger RNA. NCBI's taxonomy places the organism in Eukaryota, Metazoa, Nematoda, Chromadorea, Rhabditida, Thelaziidae. The record is from the annotation of a GenBank genome assembly.